Molecule: messenger RNA, 3580 nt
Organism: Dipodomys ordii (Ord's kangaroo rat)
Lineage: Eukaryota; Metazoa; Chordata; Mammalia; Rodentia; Heteromyidae
Gene: Tmed8
Product: transmembrane emp24 protein transport domain containing 8
Exons: 6
Coding region: 26-1006 (326 amino acids)
Source: RefSeq, a predicted model, not a curated record
ACGAGGCUGUGGGCGCGGGCUGCAGAUGUCGGACCGGCAGGCGGCUGAGGGGCCGGGCUUCUGGAGCCCCGCAGUCCGCCGAGGGUCGGCGGGAGACCUCGGGGACCGCCCGCGAGUGAAGGGGAGCCAGACGGUCGCCUCAGCAGAUGAAGAUCUGGGAAACACCAAAGUCACUGCUUCACUAGCUUCUGACUCUGAUCCAUCACCCCACUCCUCACCCUACAGGCCACAGAUGGUAUCUCCAGUGAGCAAGCAUGUCACUGAAGAUCUGCAGAAAGCUGCUCGUACCUUGGAGGCUCGGGCUUUAGUGGAACAGGAGUUGCUGCCUAAAGACCAGGCCCGGAUCCUCAGUGAGAUGGCCAGAUAUCAUGUUCCACAAAGAUCUGGAGACAUCAUUAUGAUCCAGUCUGAGCAUACAGGAGCUAUAGAUGUUCUCUCAGCUGAUUUGGAAUCUGCAGAUCUUCUGGGUGAUCAUAGAAAAGCCUGCCCACCUCUGAUGGCUCCUCCAUGCAUCUGGACCCUUGCCAAGGUGAAGGAAUUCAAAAGCAAGCUGGGCAAAGAGAAAAACAACCGUCUGGUGGUGAAGCGUGGUGAGGUAGUGACCAUCCGGGUACCUACUCACCCAAAGGGGAAGCGUGUCUGCUGGGAAUUUGCAACUGAUGACUAUGACAUUGGCUUUGGAGUUUAUUUUGACUGGACCCCUGUCACUAGCACUGAUAUAACUGUGCAGGUCAGUGAUUCCAGUGAGGAUGAGGAUGAAGAAGAUGAGGAAGAGGAAGAAAUUGAAGAACCUGUCCCAGUGGGAGAUGUGGAGAGAGGCUCCAGGAGCUCCUUGAGGGGUCGCUACGGGGAGGUCAUGCCUGUGUAUCGGCGGGACAGCCACCGAGACGUGCAGGCUGGCAGCCAUGACUACCCUGGGGAGGGCAUCUACCUGCUCAAGUUUGACAACUCGUACUCUCUGCUCCGCAACAAGACUCUCUACUUCCACAUCUACUACACUAGCUGAAGGACACUCACCUAGGGGCAGGCUGUGUUUGCUGGUGGAAGCAGGCUGCCAGCUGAUGCCUCUUGUGGAUAGGCAAGAGGAGAGUGUGUGAGGCUUCUGAGCCUCACAUCCUGCCUGGUAUGCCUGAGUGAUGAGUCUGUGUAGCUUUCUUCCCUUCUGGCUUCUGCAGGUGGUGGUGUAGUGCCCCCUGUUCUGUGGUCCCUGACUCAAGCUCUUGUUGCUUCAGGCUCCAGCAAAAUCCCUUUCUGAAGGCAUCUGUCAGGCAAAAGCUUAAAAGAAGGUAGAAAUUGUCUUGUAGAAACUAGUUUGUGUUGGUACAAAGUUUAUCAUUCAGAUUGCUGCUUGCUCCUUUCCAGAGCCUAAUGCAUUUAGUGGCACCCAUCCUCUACUUUUGAGGUGCCAGUAGAGGGAAAAGCACAUUGUCUAUGAAAGAGCCCAAAUGGAGAAACCUCUAUCCAGCCUCUCACCACUGCCAUAUUCCUGCCUGCUGGGUAUUCUUGGUCUUUAGCACGGCUGGGAGACCUCACUGCCUUGGAGGGAUAUUCUCAUUCUUGGUGGUUAGAAUCCUCUUUUCUCUUCCCCAAGUCUGUGGUUUUGCUAUAUAUUAAGAACUCUCAUGCAAUCUAAACUGGUGAUGAAUAUAAUCUAAGACCUUUUGGGAAGAAAAACAGCCUCCAUCACUUCCGGUUUCCAGAAUUAGUUUCCCUUACCAUGGUGCAGGCAGUUGAAGAACCAGUGGAAAUUAGGUACUCAGUUGACCUCAGAAUACUCUUCUUUGAAAGUCAAGUGUUAUUCUUUUUUUUCCCUCCCUUCCCCUUCUUUUCCCUCCCCUCUCCUUUUUUGGUAGACUCAAAGAAGGAAGAAUAUUGUCUGAGAGAAAGUUACAAAGAAAAAACAAAUACCCUACAUUCCCCACUACCUGUUUUGUUUACAGUAGAAGUGUUAUUUAGAAAUUUUACUUUGGAACCAAGUGCAGUACAACCUCAUCUAUAUUUCUGAAGUUUCUGGUGUUCAAAGUCCCUCUUAGGAAAGAUAAUAAUGAAAUUUCACUGUUGCUGCUGUUUGUAAGUAUUCUUUACCUGGCCAAAGUUUGCAUUUCCCUGCUGACAGCCUUUUUUUCUCUGUUUCCCCCUUAGGCCCAGGGGGGCCACGGAGUGCAGGUGGUGCUGGGGCCAGUGGCUGCCAGGGCUUCAGGCAGAAAGGGAGAUGGGGACCUUAGCAGUCAUCUGUGCCUCCUUGUUACUUAUUCCUGUGUUAAGUCUGUUACUCUCUUUGCAUAUUGAAUGGACUUAUUUAUUACUUUAUUUAUGUGGUUUGUUUAGUGCAUUUCAUUUUGCCCUUGAAACAGUUUCUGUUUCUCAGAAGGCAUCCCACCUGCUCUAAGCUACAGAAGCCACCUCUUCUGUGAAGUUCAAGAGGAUGAUGUAGGAAGACUCAGGAAGUGACCAUGUCAACCCUGUGGUAUUUUGGAAAGAGUCUGCCCCUUCAAAGAUGGAUAACUCCAUCCUAGUCCAAGUUUUGGCACAGCAUAGCACUCCCCAUGAGGAAUUUUUGUGUGGUGAGGGACUCUUCUCUGAGGAAGGGGUAUUAGCCAGUUACUAUUGGAGCUAUUGAAUUUUUGCCUCCACUGAUGACUUGUUUGGCUUAUUCCUUCAUUGUGUGGAUGCCUCCACCCAGCUUCUCCUUCUUCCUUAAAUAGGCACUGCAGGGAGUCCACUGAGUUCCCUAAUGAGAUGACCCUUCAGCAGUCUUAGUGGCAUAUGUGUUAGUCCAAGUAGGACAAACGUGUCUGCUCUACAGCCUCCCAGUCUCUGAGCGACAUCUGUCCUCCAAUGUUUUAUCAUUGUAAAUGUGUUUGGUAGAGGGUACACUGGUCAAAACUUAGCACUUUAUAAGAAAUUGUUCUAGUCUACUUGGGCAGUGAAAGCAAACCUUCAGUGCUUUAUACCAUCAGAUAGCUGAGUGACCACUCCUUUGUCAAUGAAGUUGGAUCAUGCCUUAGCUAAGUGUAACCUUUGUAUAAUAAUUUUCUACUGAGCUAUUUUCCAGUCAGCAAAAGACUUGCUUGUUUCCUAUUUGUUAUUGACUUCUGAUUGCCUCUCUAAUGGAGUUGUCAGGCCAUGCAAAGCAAGCUCCCAGGGGAUAACAUAUGAUUCACUUUUGAUUUCUGCAAUGAGAUUCUCCUCAUUUAUCUUUUUAGAAUCUUAGUUGUGUAGUAUCAGGGAAGCCUGAGGGGCUUGUUUCCAACAGUCUGUUACUAUCUGGUCACUCUUUUAAGUCCUGGCUGUGGAAUUUUAUUUAUUUUUUUUCUUCUUCAAUGGAGUAUCUUUGUUCUGUUAGUACAAUGUAGCUAAAAAGAAAAUCCUGUGUGAUGGGUUCACUAUUCUCAUAUUAAGUUCCUGAAAUAAUUGACUUACAGAACAAAAUACUAUUUGCUGUCAGUCCCUCCCUGUUCAAGUUUAUAGAACCAAUGAAAUAAAAAUGAUGUCUCUUCAUCCCCAUCCUGUUCUCUGGAGCACAAAUAAAUAUUAACUAUUACUUGGAAGUUGGUAGGACAGAGUUUGGAAUUCUUUU